Molecule: messenger RNA, 749 nt
Organism: Venturia canescens
Lineage: Eukaryota; Metazoa; Arthropoda; Insecta; Hymenoptera; Ichneumonidae
Gene: Pldn
Product: Pallidin
Exons: 5
Coding region: 154-621 (155 amino acids)
Biological process (GO): intracellular transport
Cellular component (GO): BLOC-1 complex; transport vesicle
Source: RefSeq, a predicted model, not a curated record
UGUUUAUUUUAUUAAUCUUCUCGGAAGAUACUACUUAUUUAUAUUAACAGAUUGUUAUUUGUUUUUUUUUAAAUAUAUAUGUGAUCGAAAAAAAAGUUGUUCUUACACGAUUUUUCAGUGUGUUAUUGACAUAAUACUUCUUUGUUUUUCAAAAUGAUGAAAGACAUUGGUGAGGAAGCUGCGGCUGAAGUUCAACCCAAUUUGGAAUUCGCCGACAGGGAUACUCCGAUCGUUGAUUUUUCCCAAUCAACAACCAAAUUGGCAAAUGGUUUACUCGCCAUUUAUCAACCCCCGUUGGAACAAAUAAAAAAAGAGCUUGAUGAUUUAACAAAAAAGCAAGAAAGUUUGAUGGAUCGAAUGUUAGUAGAAAAUAUCAAAAUUACGGACCUUGCAGAAGACAUAGCACUCAAUGAAAUGGUUUCAACAAUAAAAUUGUACCAAGGAAAAUUGGGCUCAAUUAAAAGAGAAAUGACAAGUAUCCACGACAGAACCUCCAAAUUAAAGAAACGAGCAUUGCGAUUGCAACAAAUGAAACAAAAAGAAGCAUUGACCAGAGAGCAUCAAAGAGAACAAGAACUAAGACGUGAACAGGACUUAAUUGGCAAACCUUCGACUGUCUGAAAAUUAUUUAUUGUUUGAGUAUCAAAAAUUGAGAAAAAAAAUUAUAUAUAUAUAUAUAUAGAAACAUAUACAUGUACGUAAUAUUACACUGUUAUCUUGCCUCAUACAUAAAAAGAAAAUCAAUUGAA